UGAGCUGAGCCUCUGCAGAGUAUUUGCAACUCUCUCUCUGUUGUAUACACAUGUGAAAAGGCUUGAGAGCUAAUUGGACAAGGUUUUCAUUAGCUCCAGGAAAGGUUGCUUCCUCAUUAAAGGCUUCAGAGAGUCUGAGCAUUCCCGAAGGAGGCAAUGCCCCACACCAAGGUCCUUCGUCUCAUCCUGCUGACACUGUCUGGAGUUCUGGUCCCUUUUGUGGAAACAGGUAAGUUGGAUUUCUUUCCAAACUACCAUUGCAGCCCUGACCUCUUUACUUGUUCCCUCACCUCUCCCAAGCAUCUUGUGUUCCUUCUCGUCAAACAAAGUGGAAUUCAAUCGGAGUAUUGAUUGCUAGUGCUGUGUAAGUGAAGUAUCUAAAAUCUAGGCAAAACAGAGAGGCUAUGGGUAGCAUUUUAUGGACUGAGGAGCAGGUUUCAGUGAGUUUGUGUGCACCUGGAAAAACAUUGGUGCCCUAAAACCUUGAAGAGUUGUCAGCAGCAAACUUAGGCUUGAAUUAGCAUUUUUAGGACUGUAUCUCUUGUGCUGGCACCAUACAAAUGUGGAAUUUGGUAUUGUGUAUAUAUAAUUCAGCAACAUGAGAAUUUUUUUUUUUUUUUAAAAGGAAGUUUUUAGUCCUGUCUGUAAAAAUAAAAGUAUGGAAAUACUGCACUGGUUAAAUCUCUACACAAGUGGCAGAAUAAGAGAUUCAGUGGUCCAGAGGACAGGUUUUAGUGUCUUUUCCAUGUCUUUCCCCCUAUCCCUGAUUCGUAGAAGAAAUUACGUGAAGUAGGCAAACAUUACAAAAUGCAUAUAUACAAGAUGCAUCACACAUCACUUGCAUCAUACAUAAAUUGUAGGGCAUCAUUUUUCUUUGUGCUGAUUUUGAGUCAUCAGUUCAAAAUUCUAAUUAUUAAACACAUAGUGUGUGUACACAAGUCCUAAUCAAUGUGUUCCCUUUGGAAAGAUCCACGUGUGCCUAUUUGUUCAAUGCUGAGAAUACCAAUGGAAUUCAGUGUCAGAAAAACAUUCAUGCAAAAUAUGAUUUUAAAAGCUUAAAAGAUUUUAAGCUUACUUGUAAGCUUAAAAGUAACCUAACUGCAAUUCCCCAAUCCCUUUUAAAAAACACUCUUGGAUUGGGCAGUCUGUUCGUGUGACAACUGAAUAAAACAGGGGUGGCUAACUUGUGGCCCUAAAGAUGGUUUUGAUUACAAUUCCUGUCUUAUCUGACCAUUGGCCUUGCUGGCUGCCGGUGAUGGGAGCCGUGGUCCAACAAUAUCUGGAAGUCUCCAAAUUGGUUACCCCUGGAGCAGAACAGAGCCUUAUGUGGGAAAAUAAUGUACCUGAAAUCCUUUACCUGGAUUGUGCCAGAUAUUGGACCUCUUGAGUCAAAAGCAGCUACCACUGAAAUAGGGUCCAUGCAUCCUUUCUAUUAAGGGGGAUUUUUGUUGCUGCUGCUAAUGUUGUUUCAAGGCUCAUAGGCUACAAUCUUAUAUCCCUUACCUGGAAGGAAGUUCCAUUGAAUAGGACUUACUUCUGAGUAGACAUGUAUGUCUAGGAUUCCACCAUUAGAUUGCUCAUUGCAAACUCUGAAAGUUCUUUGCCCAGUGAAGGGGCAGAAAACUUCUUGACCUUUGCAGUACAUUUUAGACAGACACAAGCCACAAGGGCUUGUUAGAAGCUUGUGGUGUUUCACUUGCAGAUAUAAAUGGUAACAGAGUUUCCAAAGCCAUAAUGAAAAGCCAUUAUCAAUAUGUUCAUCCUAUCUUUGUUGCAUUUGGAUUGACAGUACUGGAGCUUCGAAGCUGCUUAAUUCAUAACUAUGAGCAUUAGUGGCAAUGCUUUGUCUUCGGUAGGUUGCGUCAAAGGAGUCAACAUAUAUUUUGCUAACUAACAGCAGGGAAGAUGAGAUGAUAUCCCCAUCUUUAACUUGGCACAAACAACAUUGCCUCUUUAGGAACAUCAUCUGUACCCCUUCAUACAAUAAAAUAUAUUGUUUUAAUGUGUGAGGACUCUUCGCUUCCAGAAGCAGCAGAAAAAGUCAUCUGCUUAAGAGACCAAAAAGGGUAUUAUAUUUUUACCAUAAAAUGUGAGUCCUGGCUUUCAUAUAUGGUAAAAGAAUCCCAUACAUGAUAAAUCUGUUAAUCAUUUUCUCUACAGUGUAUUGCAGUAUUUUAAUUGCAUUGGUUUUCCUUAUUGGAACUUGGCAGUAUGGUUGCAACAACAUUGUUUGAUGCUGCCACAUUGCCUUUCUUUGUCUCCACAGUACUGAUAAUAUUUGGAAGUGUUGACCAAGGGACUUGCUAUUGAUAUUAGCAUUUUCAUUUCGCUUUAAAGUGCAAUUUAUUUCUUGGUUUAGCUCUGUAUCCAGCAAUGAGCCUUUCAACACAGGCAAUCUCAUAACUUUUCUUUACAGAAUCAUCUUUGUGCUCGCUCUCUCUCUCUCUUUUCAUAUUGUUGGUACAUCCCUUGAUGUCUUAUCCCCGCAUUUUUCAACAUUUGACUCACAGCUGUAUGUAUGAGCUGACCGUUGGAAGUGCUUUGUGCUGGAGGAGAUAAUGAAUUUCUCUGUUGUAUUUUAUCUGUGAUUGCUCAGUCAUUCAUCGUUUGAAUAUUGCAUUUGUGAUGUAAUGAUCAGGCAUUUAGGAACUUGCCCCUUUUUUCUUUUAUCCAGGAUGAAACUUCUGCCUUAUAAGUUUUCGAAAUAAAUAAAUAAAUAACCCACCCUUCAUCAAAAGAUCUCAGGUCAGUUAAUGCAUUGGACUGUUUAGAUUUCCCUAUUAGCUUAGAACUGCUGUAGAACAUAAAUAGCAUUUUAAAAGGUAAUGGGUGAAGCCCAGAUAAAAUUCCAUUAUUUAUUUACUUUGAUAAUUUACUUAAAUCAUUUUUAUCCUGUCCUUAAAAAGCUAAACAACUUUCAGGGUGACGUAGAAGGUCAACAUAUAAUAUAUUUUACUUAUAAUUGUAAAGCAUUUUUACCUCACUCUUUUUAGGGUACAAAAAAAAGAGCCAGUCUCUGCCCCAAGGCUUGCAAUUUAAAAACAUGUGACACAAAAGGAAAAAGGAUUGGGGAGGGAGAAGCAAACUUGGGCACUAGAUCUUGGUUACAAGGCAAGAACAUACGGGCUUGCUGCUGUUAGCUGCUCACAGUUCUGCAACAGGUCUUUGUGGACCUCAAAAAAAACAGCUUUCCAACCCAACGUUCUCUUUUUCACAAGGCGGUUGGUUCUGAUGGCCUCUGAAAGAGGAGCAGCCCAGCCCAGUUCAGUUUAUGAAAAUGGCAGUGAAUGAACAUACUAUAAUAUGGUUGUAACUUUUCUAAAAGUGACAUAUGUGUUGGAUAUCACACCCUGUGAAAGAGGAUUAAUUUUUAUUCCCAUUGUGCCUUCUGGAGGUUGUUUUUAAAUUUGCCUUUCAACGUAUGAGUCAGGAAGAAAACUCCUUGCCAUGUGUCCCAACAAAAUGAUGAAAGGGGUACAGCCAGUCCCCUUGUGUAAGCUAUAUACAUAGCCCCGGCCUUUUUUUUUGUAAACAAGUUUAUUUAACAUCCAGAGCAACCAUGGUGCUUUGUGUAGACCCAUGCUUGAGCUUGUACCAUCACAGACUUCCCUUUGUGCCUCUGAAGAAGGGCUUCUUUCAUCCACACACUGGCCACAUGCCCACUGGGGCUACCUGAGUCCGUACAGCCCACUCUUGGUCUCUGAGAGCACUUCUGGGUCCCUGCUUUUCUGUGCCGGCGCCUCUGGCUUUCCACAACAGAAACCUCCAAAGUGAGCAGGCAGAUACUGAUCUCAGCCCCCAAGUACUACUGAUGUUUUAAAUCUUUAGUAGCUGAGAACCAACCCAAGGAAUUAGUCCCUGACCACCUUCACCUCACAGCUAUCCAUGUGGAAAGAACAGUCAAAACCCCUCAAUUUUCCUGCAAACCUACAUGAAAGUGAUGGAAUCAGGAGGCCAUGCAGAUGUUUCUUCAUAUAUGCACGGCAUAGAAUCAACCAGUUUUUCCGGUGCAGAUGGAGGCUUCCGUCUCUUGAUUUGAACUAAUAAUAAUAAUAAUAAUAAUAAUAAUAAUAAUAAUAAUUUAUUAUUUACACCCUACCCAUCUGGCUGGGCUUCCCCAGCUACUCUGGGUGGCUUCCCACAAAAUAUUAAAAUACAGUAAUGAAUCAAACAUUAAGAGCUUCCCUAAACAGAGCUGCCUUCAGAUGUCUUCUAGAAGUCUGGUAGUUGACAUCUGGUGGGAGGGCGUUCCACAGGGCGGGUGCCACUACCGAGAAGGCCCUCUGCUUGGUUCCUGGUUCUCGCAGUGAGGGAACCGCCAGAAGGCCCUCGGCUCUGGACUUCAGUGUCCGGGCAGAAUGAUGGGGGUGGAGACGCUUCAAGGCUAACACUGAUGAUUUGUACUCUGCGUAUGGGUCAUGUUUAAAUCAGGCCACUUGCAAGACAGCAGUGGAGAUUGGUUUCAAGCUUUCUGGGACAUUUAUGUUUGUAAGAGCAGGGACAAGAUGGCCUGAGACAACUCUACACUGUCAUAGUGUCUGCUAAUGCCCCAGUUAAAAUAGUCAUGCUGCCUUUUUCACUCAUCCCAGUACAAAUGGAUGAUGGACUAGUGGCUAUGGAGAUAGUAUGUGCUUUGGAAGAGGAGUUGAUUUCUCCAGAGGAGCUGCUGCAAAGUGAUCCUCAUUUUUAAAAAGUAGCCUAUAACUAAUCCAGAGAAAGAAGUGAGGUGAAAAUAAACUAUCUCUGAGCCACAGUGGUUCACUAAGCAUGUGUUCUCAAACAUUUUAUUUUUGCCUUUGUUCAUGUGUCAAGAUGGCAUGUUGCAGCGCCCCCAUUUUUGACUAAAAUAUGUCAGUUUGUUCAGAGGCAUCCUCAUUUUCAGAGACUACUUGUACCAUGGUUGGUUUGAAACUGAUACUAUGGGGACUACUGUGGUGUUUUCUCAGCAGAGUAUAUAUUACAUAACCUGGACCUUUUAGCACUUUGUUCCAAGCACGAUCUCUUUGCCAGCAUUAUUAAAUUGUCAUCCCAGUUUAAGUUUCUUUGACAAGCUACAUUAACUUAGAUCAGUGUUCUAGGCCUGUGACAAGUUUCAAAUUAAAGGGAGAUUGUAACAACUCUAAUUAAACACCAAUCCCUGUUGAUCAGGAAGUCUUUGAGAGAGUGUGGGUUCUUGCUUAUCCCAACCACUCUGUUACUUUUAAAUUAUGUGGGAAAUAAUUUCUUCCUGGGUGCCAUUUGAGUUGGAAAUGUCAUUUUUUGGUGGGCUUUGGCCAUUUUUAACAAAAACGGUUUUUUUCAGACUUUAGGCACAAAGUCAAUGUUCCUAUCCUGUGCUUAUAAAUGCCAAUCACAACACUUCACAUAGCACAGGGCAAGGGGAGGGGAUGGUAGAGAGAAGAGAUUGGUUGUUUUAAGAUCAGAGAGCUGAUGUUAACAUGCUGCCUCAACUGCAAGUAGACCAUCCGUUGCUGCAGUUGUCUCUUGGUAGUAGCACUUUGGCUGAAGGAAAAUUAUAUUCACAGCAUUCAAAUUGGAAAAGGUUGUCAACUGAUGAAGAUGGGCAACAGGCCUGGCCUUGGGCUUUGAACAGCAGCUGCUUGAUCUAUAGGAGAAAUCACAAGUCAAAACUUUUCACAGCACUGUGAUUUAAGCAUUGUUACACUUGAAAGUCUCCAAAUUAAAGGCCACAUUCACAGCAUACAUUUAAAACACUAUGAUACCACUUUAAACAGUCAUGGCUUCCCCCCCAAAGGAUUCUGGGAACUGUAGCUUUUGGAAGGUGCUGAAUGUUGUUAGGAGGCCCCUCUUUCCUUCACAGAGUUACAAUUUGCAGAGUGAUUUAACAAUCAACCCCUCUUCCCAGGGAACUCUGGGAAUUGUAGCUCUGAGGGGUGUAGAUGUCUCCUAACAAUCGAUUUGCUGACCAAUUUGUUUUCAAGCCAGGAAAUUCAAUGUACAACCAUUAUGAAUUUGAGCAAAACUAUUGCUAUAAUUGACAAGGGAGGAAAGCACAGGCAUUCCAGCUGCUUUCCCCUCCUUUGGUCAUUACAGCAUGCAGUGGAGGGAUAUCAGUACUUUCGCAAACUGGGCAGAUCACUCAAAGGGAGGAGUCAAAUUGCUACUUCCUGUGCAAGUGGGUAUAAUUUUUAUUUAAUGAAACACUCUGACAAUUCUGGAGAGGAUUAUGAAUAUCUCAAGCCCCCAACCUCAGACUAUGGCUGUUUAUUCUCAAGGGAAGGACAUUUUGUCAGUAAUAGGUUUUACCUCAGGUUCUUCAUUGGCCUUUAGCUGCCAACCAGGCUAAAUUCAAGAUUCUGGUUUUGGUGUAUGAAGCUUGGGACUAGGGUUAAUGCUUGGGACUAGGGUUAAUGAAAGAUCAUUUCCCCUCUUAUAUACCCAAUCAAACACUGAAUUCUGCAACUGAGGGCCUCCUGCAGAUACCAUCUUAGCAGGAGAUCUGCCCCACACAAUGUAAAGAACCAGGCCUUAAGUGUUGUGGCACCUAGCUUUUGGAAUUCCUUCUCCUUAAAUAUUAGACAGGUACCGUCUCUUCAACAGUACAGUCUACAUCUGCAUUGCAAUGGUUUUAUCAGUUCUUUUUUGCCUCCAUGGGCUCCUUUGGAAGGAAAGGCGGGAAAUUUAGGCUGAGGUACCUCAGGGUAACUGCAGCAGUGGCCUGGCAAGGAUCUUUAUGCUACCGGUUUGCCUGAAACCAGCUGUUGCUUGCUUUGGGUGAAGAUUUUUUAGCCAAGGCACUUGAGGCUUUAGCUCCAACCUGUUGCUCCUGAGUGAGUUAAAGUUUAUCUUGAAUGAAACUGAUAGCAGGAGCCUUGAAGAAAAAGCUAGGUCUGUUUGAUUGCUUAAUCAGUAUCUGUUUGAUACUGUGUAUUAAAGAAUAUGAAUCUUCAUGACCAAAAAUUAUGCCAAUAUAUUAGUCACGGGGCAAGUAAAUAUCAUAAGGCAAAUCAUGUCAUGACUGGGAUUGAAGGAAACAUAUUGCUAGGAACAUCCUUAAAGUGAAUGUCAUGUUCUAUACAGCACAGUGAGAUAAUAUACAACAUAGAGAGAAGCUAUGUAAAAUGAUUUUUACAAAAGUUUUCUAAUAAAGCAGAGAAAAUAUUUCAAGCAAAUACCCUACUUAAGAAAAACCUAGCUUGGAUGUCUUUCCUUGGCAAUGAGAACUCAUCCCCAACCUAUGGCAGAAUCUGAAAAACAUAGGUGUUAACAAGAUUUAAUCAUCAAAACCUUUAAGCAGGUUACAUAAAACAAUAUAAAAUACACAUUAAAAAUACUGAUAAAAUCAGAUGUUUAAAACAAACUGAUCUAAGAAUUUACAAAACAUAAAAUCAGCAUUUUUAAAAAAGCAUUAUAAGAUGCCAUGUAAACAAUACACACCUGGGUAGGUUUGCUUGAACAAAAAAGUUUUUAGCAGGCACUGAAAGCGUUACAGUGAAGACACCUGCCUAAUAUUAACAGAUCAUGAGUUUCAGAGUGCAGGGGCUGCCACAAUGAAGGCCUAAUUCCUUGCAAGUGCAGAACAAACAUGAUGUGGCACUGGCAAAAGUGGCAGUUCCACAGAUCAAAGCAGUCAAUCGGACACAUGUGAGGUAAAGCGAUCCUUCACAAGGUUGUCAAAAAUGGCACCUUUCCAAAUGUGAGUACUGUAUAUUGCUCACUUUAAGAACCAAGUUAACAUGCAUUUUACAUCAUUUGUGGUAGGAUUUAAUUUUGUUAACUAGCUGGAGGAUUAUUGCCUAAGGCGCAGGGAAAGGAACCUCCCCUCCCCCAAGGGCUGCAUCCUUGAGGUAAUCAGAUUUAGACCGCUUGGCAGUGCCAAAGAGCUUGAAGUCAUAGGUCAGCGGUGGCGAACCUAUGGCGUGCAUGCCAGAGUGGGCACGCGGAGCCCUCACUGCUGGCACGCACGCCAUCGGCCCAUCUGCACUGUUUUGUUGGUUUUUUUCCAUUUGUGCUCCCACUCUUCCCCACGCUACUGUGUGCAUCCACUGCUUAAACUCGGAACUUUUUUCUUCUUUUUUGCUGCUGGCCGGCGAUUGUGUUCGGCAAUUGGUCCAUUUUUCUUUCUUUUUUUAAAAAUAUAUUUUUAUUAAACAAUUUUAGCCAAACAAAUUAUCAGUCACAAUAACCAAUUACAUUUCUCCCCCCCUUUUUAUUCCCCCCUUCCCUUCCCUCCCUCUCCCACCCCCUAAGGACUUCCCUCAGCUCCCCUCUCUGAUUUGUUUGUACAUAUUAUUCUCUGCAUGUUAAAAAUGGUGCAUACCAUUGCCUUAUCUAUCAUAUAUUCUACUAAUAAGUUUGUGGAUGUUUAUUCAAAACCUGCCAAGGAGUCCAAAUCAUUUUGUUGUUUUUUUAGAUAGUUUGCAAAAAGUUCCCAUUCUUCCUUAAAGUCACAAUUCUUCCUUAAAGUCCAUAAAUAACAACACCCUAGUGGUCCCAGGCCCUAAGGAAGUUAGAUUAGCUUCAACCAGAGCCAGGGCCUUUUCAACUCUGGCUCCGGCCUGGUGGAACGCUCUGCCUCAUGAGACCAGGGCCCUGCAGGAUCUGAUUUCUUUCUGCAGGGCCUGUAAGACAGAGUUGUUCUGCCUGGCCUUUGGCUUGGAGCCAAUUUGAUUCCCUCCCUCCCUCUCUUUCUUUUUUCCUUUCCUUCUCCUCCUGCGAUGAGGCUACAUUUUAAUAUUUUAAUGUUCCAUUAUUUUAAUGUUGUAUUUGAUUUUUGUUUUUAAGUUGUAAUCAUUCAUCUUGUUUUUAUUAUUGCUUGUAAGCCGCUCUGAGCCCGGCCUUGGCUGGGGAGGGCGGGGUAUAAAUAAAAAAAUUAUUAUUAUUAUUAUUAUUAUUAUUAUUAUUAUUAAUAAUUGUUCUUCUCACGUAAUUUAUAUGUCAAUUUUGCCAACUCCGCAUAACUCAUCAGUUUUUCUUGCCAUUGUUCUUUCGUUGGGAUUUCCUCAUUCUUCCAUCCUUGUGCUAACAAGACUCUUGCCGCUGUUGUUGCAUACAUAAAUUCUUUGUUUUUCUUGGCAGGUCUCGUCCUAAAAUCCCUAACAAAAACGCUUCUGGUUUCUUUACAAAUGUCAUUUUAAACAUUUUUUUCAAUUCGUUGUAUAUCAUCUCCCAAAUUUUUUUAACUUCUCUACAUUCCCACCACAUAGGAUACAAACGAUUGGUCUGUUUUUCAAUUGGCUGCGGCAGUGGCUGUUUCUGAUUGGGCAUAACAGCUAUCAUUAUUUGACCCUUGUGAUUUUUUUCCUGCACUUUUUUCAGUGCUGCGUGGUAGUUCCCAGCUCCCCCAUCCAAGCCAGGCCUCGCCCAUUCCUUUCCAUCGUAACCCCCCCCCCCCGCUCCAAUCCUCCGCAGGCCCUUUGCCUGCUAUGGGCCCGACCUGCCUGGGCUAGGAGGGCACUUGCGCCCGCCGCCUCCCUGCAUGCCUGGCACAACCCAGCCUCACCCCUUUGCCGCGGUGACGUUGCUGGAGAGAGGGAGGAAGAUGGGGAAGACCACGCUGGGAUUGUGGCGGGGAGCAGGCAUAUAGGCAGGCAGCCGCGGCUGUUGGGCUGGCUGGCUGGGGUGGGGGCUCUCCCUCUCCUCCUGGCCACUGCUGCUCACCUGGCCUCAGGGCUGCUCCGUCCUCCUCGCAGCAGCCCAAGAGUGAGCCAGCCAGCUAGCCAGGGAGCGCCCGGCGGGAGGUGGGAAGAGGGAGGGAGAUUAAUAAUAAUAAUAAUAAUAAUUUAUUUAUAUCCCUCCCUCCCCUGCUGAAGCCAGGCUCAGAGUGGCUGAGUAAAAAUAACACAAAAUAACAAUAGUAAAAAUAACACAGUUUACAUAAAAUCACAAUCAAUUAAUUGAAAUACAUUCUAAAACCAAUUCAUUCUAAAAUCAAUUCAGAGUCAAAUUAAUGGCAACCAUUGGGCUAGAGUUCUGUGAGGAUUACUGAAGGAGGGAGUCAGGCUGUGCCCUGGCCAAAGGCCUAGUGGAACAGCUCUGUCUUGUAGACCCUGCAGAAAGAUGUCAAGUCCCACAGGCCCCUAGUCUCUUGUGACAAAGCGUUCCGCCAGGUCGGGGCCACGGCCGAAAAAGCCCUGGCUCUAGUUGAGGCCAGCCUAACCUCUCUGUGGCCCAGGACCUCCAAGAUGUUUUUGUUUGAAGACCGUAAGGUCCUCCGUGGGACAUAGCAGGAGAGGCGGUCCCAUAGGUAGGAGGGUCCUAGGCCAUAUAGGGCUUUAAAGAUGGCGAGAAUCGCAGUGUUUCUUCUCAAAAACGUAGGGCACUUUGCAAUAAAUAAGUCGGUUUUGGUUUGCAGUUUGGGCACUCAGUCUCUAAAAGGUUCGCCACCACUGUCAUAGGUGAUGUGGGCCGAGCCAAAGUGGGUGGGGCUUGUGCAGUGGGUGGAGCUUUGGAACUAGGCUGAGGGACGCACAAAAUGAGACCGAGAGCUGCAUGCGCUCCUUGGAGCACAGUUUCCUCACCUCAGUCUAGCGUUAUUACAGAUGCUGCACAACACAUGGCUUCAGUAACCUUAAUACUUGUUUGUGAGGGGAACUGUGAAGAAACUUUAUCCACGAGACAACAUGUGUUGUGAUUUUUGUCUCCUCUGUGCACAGUAGUUUCUUCAUUAAGGUGUGAGGCACAAUCUAGAAGGGGCCAGCAUUAGUUUGCAGGCCAACUCGUAGCUGUCAGUUUGGCCAGUUGCAGACCACAGCUUUAUUUAUACUCGGUGGUGUGCAGGUUUUUCCCUACUAAUCAAGGUAGGUUAGAGAUGGAAUUUCAGCACGAUCCAAAUGCCACUGGUAUAAUUCACACUUAUUGACUAUGUGGUGCACCAAAUCGGACUGUCCUGCUGGCAGACUAAAUGACCCCUUUAUGAGGAUCGCUAAGGCAGCAAUUCAUGCAAGCCUAUGCUAUCAACCCUGACCGGUUAGCCCUCUACUUGAGAGUCUUCAAGAAGCAAAGCUGUGGACUGAAGCUUUUCCACACGUGAAGACUGACUGUCCUACCCAGGGCUAUUUUUUCAGCCGGAACUCAGGUGGGCACCAUUGCCAUUCUAAGAGAACAAAGGACAAGUUAAUGGUGAGCUUUGGCACCUCUUUUUCUAGAAAAAUAGCACUGGUCCUACCACUGAUAAGUCUUUUUAUCCACUAGCCUGAAGUGAAAUUUACCCUGAUCCCACUUUUCUUAUACAGCGUUGUGCAUUUUUUUCUCAUUUUUAAAAAACAAAACUUCUGUACAUUCUUUGUCUACUGGCAAGCAAGCUACUGAAACCUUUGGCCCUCAGCUAUAUUUCCCCUCAGGCCUGGGGAUCAUCUUAUGCGAUUAGAUAGCUUUGAAUGUUUUGCUCCACAUUUUCAGUUUGGUGUGACAUUUCCAGUGGUUUUGACAGAGCCCUGCAGAAUGUCUCCAGUUCUUGCUGGGGCCUCUGCCUCGUCCUGCUCAGACAAAAUGAGCAUUGAUCGCUGCCUUCUGGGUCCAGCCACAUAUAAACAGAAAGGGCCUUUUGAGUUCCUCCAGAGCCCACUUAGGGGGGGAAAACAGGACAUGAAUGGCAACAUCAAAGAAAAUGUAGUUUUUUUGGAAUCUCACCUGAGAAGGCAUCUGAGGGGCACCGUCAGGGGAGGGUCUGGGUUCCUGUCUAUCCUAGUUCCAAGGCUGUGUGUCCUGCCUGUGAAAGUCCUGGCAGGGAAAGUCUGUCGGGGGAGUGAGAAGCUAACAUUGUGGGCAGGGAGAAGAUUGCCAAUAACGCAAAGGCUCCAUUAAUCCUGCAACUGUGCUCAGUGCUUGGCCUCUCCCUGGACUCACCAGAUGUUUAAAAUAUUUGCAAGCUUUUUUCAAUCUGUAAAUUCUUCAGCAGGCAGAAGCCUCCAAGAGCAAAAAUCAAAAGAAGAAUUGGUUGUAUUGUAUCGUCUAAACUUGAGAAGCUAAGGUGAUCAGAGCAGGCUCUAGAUUGCAAAUAGGCCUUGCAUGGAAAGACUGGGCCCAGUUUCUCAAGUCAUUUGCAGUGAAAAAAGUUGUGACAAAUAUACUCCCUCCCUGUGGAAAUACACAUUUGCCACUAAUCAAAGGUGUAUUUCAAACCCUCCAGUUCCAUCUAGAUUUCCAAGGACUCAUGCAAGACACUGAACAGUUGAGCCUAAACAACACAACACAACUAUCUGAAGCUGUACCCUUUUCUAUCCAAUCAUAUUUCCUUAUUUCCUGUUUAUUGCAGCCUUAUUUUUCCUAGCUUUUAAAAACUGUGGGCAAAGCAUGAUAUGUCAUGGUAGAAGACGUUUUAGGUUUAUGGUUCUUAAGGGUUUCUAGUGACCAUUAUAUGGACCACUUGGGGUUCCCUUUAUCCCUUAAAAAGAUGGUUCUAAUUUUUAAAGUAUAUGAAUACUGUGUACUCCCCUCUUCAGCUUUGCCAUGCUUAUUUCUCCAUUUUUCCACCCAAGCAAAAAGCAAACACAAGUACAACAAGGUUCCCCCCACAACAUGUAUGGGUAAGAUUAUCAUGCUAAUACGUAUUUUUGUAAUUGAAAGGUAGAGCAUGAAACCACAUGAACUGCCGUAACUGACUGUGCCCAAAUGGCAAGCCUUCUGGGGCCAAUUUUGGUCAAACUGUCAACAGAGCAAACAGAAAGAAGAUGGGCAGAGAUGAUGUAAAGUUUAGAAUGAAUAUUUCAAAGCACCAUUAGGUGUGGCUGGAGGUUGCAGGCUCAGAACCAAGGGAGAACUGAACAGCUCUGAUGAUUUUAUCCAGCAGAGGGCAAUGCAACCCAUUCUUUUGCUACCACUUAUUAAGAUGUACUUGUUGUUGCCUAGGGAAGGAGGAAGCCUUAAUGAGCCUUUCAGCAUCCCAGUGUUAAUUAAUUAAUUUAUUUUACAAACCUAAUUAUAUACCACUAUUCAUUAAAAAAAAUCAAAGGGAUUUUUGAUGGGGGUUUUUUUAACACUAAUUGUGCAUAAAUCCAUAUUAAAUAGUUAAAAUCAGAAAUUGACUAUUAUGGAAAGAUAAAGCCUGCAUAAGUCUAAUGGAAUAGAAAAUUUGAAACAGGGUUCCUGUUGAAUCUCUAGUGCCAGAAUUUAAGAGGCUGUGGUCCGGAUAGUCUGAAAAGAUUAACUGGGCUUUUGUGUGUGUUGCUCUAGCAGAAUACCCCCAAGGGCCGCUCCCAACGCUAUGGAAUGAUCCACCAGAGCUGCCAUCGGGUGGAGGGCCCUCAGAGACCACCACCACAGCCCGCUUCUCCGACUCUCCAGGAUUCCCACCUUACACUUCUGAUUAUGAACCAGAGGACACAACCCAUCUGCACCAACUGGAUAAUGGGAACGGUACAUGUUAUUGGAGAUGGGGUGCUAAACAACACGGCUUUGGGCGGGGGCGGGGGCGCUGUGUGAGGUCACAAAAAUUUGCUAUGUUGGGAUGGCUGUACUGGAAACCACCAUUUCCUUCUAAUGCAACAAAUUUUAACAUGAUUUUGGAAGAGUAGCAAAAUGAAAUACUGCAGUGGAUGACUAAAACAACAACCACUAGCAGUUUUGCAUUGCUCUGUAAAGCAGAAAUACAAAAGAAACAGAUUUCCAUUUUAUUGAUGCACCUUAAACAAUACCAUUCCUUUGGAAUUUAAGAAGCUCACUUUCUGCUCCAAAGAUAAAAAAGGUAAAGGACCCCGGGCGGUUAUGUCCAGUCAAAGGUGACUAUGGGGUGUGGCAUUCAUCUCGCUUUUCAGACCAAGGAAGCCAGACCAGUGUUUGUCCACAGACAAAUGCCAGCUCCCUUGGCAUGACCACAGACAAACAUGACUGAACCACUACUGGCACAUGGAGGACUGUGACGAGUGCCAGAGUGCAUGAAAACACUGCAUACCUUCCCGCUGCAGCAAUACCUAUUUAUCUACUUGCACUGGCAUUCUUUUGAACUGCUAGGUGGUCAGAAGCUGGGACAGAGCAACGGGAGCUCACUCCGAGUCAGUGAAGGAACUUUUCUGACAUCCUGUUGCGCAGAUUCGAACUGCUGACCUUCUGACUGGCAAGCCCAAGAGACAUCCUAAGAACAUGGGGUGCCAAGUUGGCACUCCCGGUGUCAGAUAAUGGCUGCAUUCACUCUUAAUGCCAGAUCAUAAUUUAUCCUUCAUGUGCAAAAAUCUCAGUCUCGUGUUCUUCCUUCACUUCCUCUGGGUCAGCCACUUUAAAUGACCCACAGUUAUUCACUAUAUCUAAACCCAGCCAAACUGUGGUUCGUGUUAACUAUAGCAUAAGGAAACAAGCAAUCUAAAGUUGACACUACUUUUAUUUAUAAUUAUUUAUUAAAUCUGUAUAUUGCCCUUCAUCUGAAGAUCUCGGGGUGAUUCACAGCAGAAAAAUUACAAGAUAAAACAAAAAAAUGCACGAUAAAAGCCAGAACAUUGACAAAAGAAAGCAAUAACCCCCCCCCCCACCUGACUUAGGAUUUUGGAUUUUUCUGAAUAAAUCAUGUAAGAUCCUUGAUAAAUAGAGAGAACAAAACACAUACAACCCCAGUGAUCUGCUGCAUAUCUGCCUUAAAUUCUUAAAACUCCUGGUAUAAUUAGAGAUCAUUGUUCACUCCUGCUUGCAACCCAAAUCAAAUCUGUUUCUUCUGUAGAUGUAAAGAAUGACACAACAGAGCCAUUUCUUUACCUUCCCUGUGCAGCUAUUCCCCAAGGAAUGUCAGGGCAGCAUUCUAGUCUCGGACUUUCUCCCUCAACCAGCAACUGAGAGUAUGCAUGAUGUCAGCAAAUGCGUCAAGAAGGGGGAAGAGCCAUAUAUGGGCCCUUAUCCUCUGACCUAGAUUGGCCCACCCGCUAACCACUGGCUUAGGGGAUCUAGCACAUGGGCUUUAUACACGGCAUUACUUAAGAGAAUGAUCCAGUACAAUCCAGUGUUGUUUUCCUGGUGCUGUACUUGUUAGCAAAGGUGUAUGGUGGGAAAGACUGUGUAUUUCCUGCCCAUGUUUUUCAGAGGCACUUUUCUGUUCUCCUCAACCUGUCUGCUUCCCCUCCCCUCCUCUUUGUCACCUGCAGGGUCUCUGGGUCCUGGAGCCAUUGGUGCCAUAGUGAUCGCUGCUCUGCUGGGCACAUCUGUGAUUGUGGCCCUGAUCGUCAUCACCCUGCGAAAGUUUUCUGCUUCCUGAAAUCAAUAAAAAAGGUCCUUUUUCCUAAUAUACACCUGUCUGAGCCCUUUCCUUCUUCUGCAGUUAUUGCUUUCUGUCUGUGAAAAGGAAAAAACCAAGUUCCUCUAGCACCUGCGUUGUCCAAAUGUUAUAGGAUAUAUAGCCUGUUUUUAACCUCCUGGGAUCAGAUUCCCUUUUCUAACACAAAUACUUUUAAAACAUUAGUGAUGGCACAAGUGGGAUUUAGAGUGGGGACUGAGGGAUGUGUG
Molecule: messenger RNA, 15384 nt
Organism: Podarcis lilfordi (Lilford's wall lizard)
Lineage: Eukaryota; Metazoa; Chordata; Lepidosauria; Squamata; Lacertidae
Source: the annotation of a GenBank genome assembly